This is a messenger RNA of Penicillium argentinense, 927 nucleotides long. RefSeq names its product catalase family peroxidase. Bases 1 to 927 code for a protein of 308 amino acids. Gene Ontology annotation, cellular component: peroxisome; cytoplasm; mitochondrion. The record is from RefSeq and is a predicted model, not a curated record. Gene Ontology annotation, molecular function: heme binding; catalase activity. The transcript has 2 exons. Gene Ontology annotation, biological process: response to hydrogen peroxide; hydrogen peroxide catabolic process. NCBI's taxonomy places the organism in Eukaryota, Fungi, Ascomycota, Eurotiomycetes, Eurotiales, Aspergillaceae.
AUGCCUCUUCCAUCCAACCCAGAGACCGUCGAAUCAGCUCGUCAACUCGUUGACGUCUUCCACAAAUUCUUCGGUUCCCAUCCCAGUUUCAGACCCGCCCACGCAAAAGGCAUCCUACUCAAAGGAACGUUCGAACCAACCCCAAACGCCUCAACCCUCUCAACGGCCCCGCACCUUCAACGCCCAAGUACUCCCAUCAUCGCCCGCUUCUCCAGCUCAACUGGAAUCCCAGAUAUCCGAGACACAAAUCCGAACGGAAACCCCCACGGCUUUGCUGUCAGAUUCAUGCUCGAAGAGACGCCCCGCCGUGUACACACUGACAUCAUCACGCACUCGACACCCUUCUUCCCGGCCAAGGAUGGACCCGACGCAUUGGCGUUCUUCACGGCGCUGGCGAAUGGGACUAUUGUGCAGCAUCUAGAAACUCAUCCUGCUGCGAAGGCGUUUAUUCAGGCGCCGAAACCGUUCCCUGUUUCCUUUGCGACCGAAGAAUACUUUGGUAUUCAUGCAUUCAAGCUUGUGAAUGGAGAUGGUAUGGGGACUUUUAUUCGGUAUCGCAUUUUGCCGAGGGCAGGCAAGGCUCAUUUAAGGGAGGAGAGGAUUGAGGAACAGAGUGGAAAUUAUCUUUUUGAUCAACUGGAGGCUACUUUGAAGGAUGGGGCGGUUGAAUUUGAUCUUGUUGCCCAGGUUGCGGAGGAGGGGGAUGUUACUGAUGAUUGUACGGUUCACUGGCCUGAGGAUCGGGAGAUUGUUACUUUGGGGAAUAUCUCAUUGGAGCAGAUUUUGGAGGAUAAUGCAGAUGAGCAGAAGAGGAUUAUUUAUGAUCCUGUGCCUCGAGUGGAUGGGAUUGAGCCUUCGGAUGAUCCGCUUGUUGAUGUGCGGGCUGCUUUGUACUUGAUUAGUGGGCAGGAGCGGCGGGCUGCUUAG